AUUUGUUUUAAUGUUUAUAGCACUGAAUAAAGAUAAAGUUUUAUUAUUUUUCAUGCAGGGUAUAAACUUUCCUAGAAAGAGAUUAUUGUAUUUUUCUAUGUGUGCCUGAAUCUAAUAGAGGUUUUAUAAUUGUUUAGCCACCCAAAAUCCUUUGAUGGCUUGGAACAACACAUGUAUUUUAUUGUGUUGUACCUAUGGUCCUGGACUCAGAGUUUGCUGUUGUUUAUUGUGUAUAAUGUGUGUAAGUCUGCCCCCAAGUGUUGUAACUACACUACAACCGGCUACAUCACAGUUGUGAGAGACCCUUCUCUCACGUGCUGCUCAUAAAACUAUUUUAAAGGGAAUCUAAAACUCAAAAUGUGCUCUCAUCCCAACUUUAUCUGCCAACCCUCGUAAUUCCGAGCGCAUAUGAAUGCAGCAUUUCUUACUUUUUUUAAAUAUAAAAUAACUACAUAUACAUAUGUUAUACUAAAAUACCAAAGCAGUGUUAGUGUUAUUAAUUAAAGUACGAUUAAUAAAAAAAGGACAACAUUUUGUUUUAGUUUUAUUUUACAUGCAACGCGCGUUCACGUGCGCGAGACCCGCGUUCACGUGUCGCGCAUCACAACUGCGUGAAGAAUUUAGAUCACUUUGUUGGUUUCACAUCAACACGGACAUCAACCUGACACGGAAGAUGUGGAAGUCAGCCGUGGGCCACAACGUGAGCCUGAAGGUGGCCGCGGAGGGCGACGACUGGGAGACAGACCCUGACUUUGAGAACGACGUGUCGGAGCAGGAGCAGAGGUGGGGGGCGAAGAGCGUCGAGGGCUCGGGGCACAAAGGGCACAUCAGUGUCGCGGAGCUCAGAAACAAGGUCACGGCGGAGCACGAGCAGCUCAAGCAGAAGGAUGCGACUCCCAAAGCGUCGUACGGGUACGGAGGAAAGUUCGGAGUCGAAAAGGACCGAAUGGACAAGGUGGCUUUGGGGAACGACUACCGGGCGCAGGUGGAGCAGCACUCCUCCCAGACGGACGCGGCGCGAGGGUUCGGCGGGAAAUUCGGCGUUCAGAAAGACCGCAUGGACAAGUCGGCCGUGGGCUUUGAAUACAAAGGAGAGGUGCAGAAACACGCGUCUCAGAAAGGUAAGACACCUGUCCGCCUUCUCAAUUAUUUUCCUUUUCCCCAACAUAAUGUGUCUCCCAUCUGCGUGUGUUCAGACUACUCAAAGGGAUUUGGAGGAAAGUUCGGCGUGGAGAAAGAAAAAGUGGACAAGGUGGCUCUGGGCUACGACUACAAAGGCCAGACGGAGAAGCACCAGUCGCAAAAAGAUUAUUCAAAAGGGUUUGGAGGGAAGUUUGGUGUUGAGAAGGAGAAAAUGGAUAAAGCCGCUCUGGGCUAUGAUUAUAAGAGCGAGAUGGAGAAGCACCAGUCGCAGAAAGAUUAUUCUGCAGGUUUUGGAGGUCAUUAUGGAGUCCAGGCCGACCGCAUGGAUAAGAGUGCAGCUGGAUUCUCUGACAUAGACUCCCCUUCCUCCGCUUAUAAAAAGACACAACCGGUCGAGGCCUCAGUUGCAGGUGCAGGAAAACUGAAGGCCCGGUUUGAGAACAUGGCCAAAGCUUCAGGUGAAGAGAACAAGAAGAAAGUGGAAGAGGAGAGAGCGAGGAGGCAAGCCAGAGAGAGCCGAGAGCGAGAGGAGGCCCGGCGCAGGCAGGAGGAGGAGAGCAGGAGAGAGGAGGACCACCGGCCACCACCUGACCCAGAUGUGGCCCCAGAUGAGGAUGAGGAUGAAGACGAGGCUGCAUAUGAGAAUGAGGCUGCAGACGAGGCUGCAGACGAGGCUGCAGACGAGGUUGCAGACGAGCCCCCAUAUGAGGACGAGGCUGCAUAUGAGGAGUUGGAAAUGCCGCCACCUGAAAUCCACCACCACAUGCCAGAGAUACAAGAAAUACCUGAACCAGAACCAGAGUCAGAACCAGAAGAGGAACCGGUCUACGACGAGCCGCCCCCGAUGCUGCCGCCGCGCUCAGACGACUUCCUGGACCCUCCUCCGCUCCCCAACAGGUCGGCGGCUGAGGAGGAGGAGGAUGAGGAUGAGGAUGAGGAUGAGGAUGAUGAUGAUGAUGGAGAGUAUGAGGAACCCGUGGAGCCGCCGACGUCUCCUCCUCCGCCGACAGACGACGACCACUACUAUGAAGACCUGUCGAGUGGCACGCAGGCCGUCGCCAUUUAUGACUACGAAGGAGAGGCUGAAGAUGAGAUCUCCUUCAGCCCGGAUGACGUCAUCACCAACAUCGAGAUGAUCGACGAGGGCUGGUGGAAGGGACAGAGUCACGGCCGCGUUGGUCUGUUCCCGGCCGCUUAUGUCAAGCUGCAGCAGUGAGCUUAUACGCUUCAAAAAUAUCAAGUUUAAUAUCGCAUGUUUCUCAGGUUGUAUUCAUUUUAGCAUUGUAUUUAUAGAAUAAAUCAUAGAAAACGUGCCGACAUCCAGUCGUAUUGCGUAGCUCACAUAGGGGCAGUGAGCAUGCGACAGUACGACUGUAUUAGUACAAAGGGGUUAAAUCUUUUACCUGCAAUAAACUGAUUGAAUACAACAUUCUCAUACCUGCAAACUCAUGAGGGGUGAAAAAGGUGACAACGGGGGGGGGGGGUGCAGGUGACUUUUUGUUGUUGUCACCACACCACAUCCACGUUGUUUGAAGCCUCAAAGCUUUUAGAACCACAACUUGUCAUUUUAUUGUUCCGACCACAAAUCUAAAUAAUGAUAAUAAACAGUUUAAGAACAAAAGGUCCUCCGCUCUGACUCAGCCCUGUAAUGAUAGUAAUAACAAAUAUACAUUGUCAUUUUAUAUAAUAUGGUUAAAGUCAUUAAUAAACCAACUUCCUUUUUUGUUGCCUGAACAGUC
Molecule: messenger RNA, 2882 nt
Organism: Pseudoliparis swirei
Lineage: Eukaryota; Metazoa; Chordata; Actinopteri; Perciformes; Liparidae
Gene: hcls1
Product: hematopoietic cell-specific Lyn substrate 1
Exons: 14
Coding region: 554-2359 (601 amino acids)
Biological process (GO): regulation of actin filament polymerization
Cellular component (GO): actin filament; site of polarized growth; plasma membrane
Molecular function (GO): actin filament binding
Source: RefSeq, a predicted model, not a curated record